Trichobilharzia regenti is the source of this 1104-nucleotide messenger RNA. The record is from the annotation of a GenBank genome assembly. Lineage: Eukaryota; Metazoa; Platyhelminthes; Trematoda; Strigeidida; Schistosomatidae.
CAGUACUGUUGUCAUUACACCAGCGGUUAGGCCACGCGGGCUCAGGGAAAAUGAUUGAAGCGGCUAAAAGACGUUAUUGGUGGCCUCACCAGAGGAAAGACAUCAUAGAUUUCUGUGACUCCUGCGAGGUAUGCCAAACUAUUAAGGCUCCGCACAAAUAUAAUAAGGCACCCUUAGAACCCAUUAUAACUGGCCAUCCGAAUGACUUAGUACAAAUAGACUUGGUUGGACCUCUCCCAGUAACUUCCAGAAAUAAUAACUAUAUUUUAGUCAUGGUAGACCAUUUUACCAAGUGGUGCGGGGCUAUUGCGAUCCCACAGAUUGAUGCUGUAACCAUCGCAGAGUCAAUUUUUGACCACUGGGUCAGCCGUUGGGGGGCACCACUUCAACUACACUCAGAUCGAGGAUCCAACUUUGAAAGUAUCGUUGUCAGCGAACUCUGUCGUAUUAUGGGUAUCCGGAAGACACGCACUACCGCGUACCACCCACAGGGAAAUGGCUUAGUUGAACGCACCAAUCGGACGAUUAAAUCUCUCUUGCAGGCAUUUGUAAAUUAAAACAACCCCAGGGAAUGGGACAGAUUACUCUCACAGUGCUUAAUGGCAUACAGAGCAAGCAUUCACAAAGCUACGCGUCAAACGCCUCAUUAUAUGGUCACUGGAGUAGAACUCCGGUUGCCAAUCGAUCUGACUUCAAACACACUAGGAGAGGAUACACUGAUUGCAUCCGAACACGUAAUCAGACUUCGACGAAACCUGAACAAGGUACACCAGAUGACUAGGGAUAUACUGUAAACAAACCAGAGGUACCAGAAAGAAUACUAUGAUAGGAAAGCACAUGGAUCACCAGUGGAGCCCGGAGACAAGGUGAUGUUACUUAAGGAGACACCACCUAAAGGGAAAGCUCUUAAAUUCCAUAAACGCUGGGAAGGACCAUUCACUGUAGUGGAGGUAUUAAGUGACUGCACCUGUAGGAUUCAGGAACCAAAUAACUCUCAUAGUCUAGUUACACACUUCAAUAGACUAAAACCUUUUCGACAACAGGCCUUAGUUCAGACAAGUCCUGCAGGAACAGUGACCUAGCACUUCGGACAGUGCUCCUAUG